Messenger RNA from Melanotaenia boesemani (Boeseman's rainbowfish), 2685 nucleotides. It is a transcript of the gene rsph10b, whose product is annotated as radial spoke head 10 homolog B. The coding region runs from base 36 to 2285 and encodes 749 amino acids. Lineage: Eukaryota; Metazoa; Chordata; Actinopteri; Atheriniformes; Melanotaeniidae. The record is from RefSeq and is a predicted model, not a curated record. The transcript has 17 exons.
CCCCCAAUUUGCGGGUGAAAUACAUAAGGGUGGAAAUGGCAGACGGUAGUGCUCCAACUAAGAGCAAAAGAUGCAAUGCUUCACCGAUAUGUUAUUUGAAACGUGAAGAGGAGGAAGAGCGCGGAACAGAGAAGCCACAGGCACCAGGAGACAGAGAAACUACAAAGUUGGUGAGGUGGUCAGCUCAUUUCAGUACACCAGAUGUUGACCAUGACAUGGAGAAACUCGGAAGCGAUGGCACCUAUCAUCUUGAUGAGGUUUACCUGAAUAUACAGAGUUACGAAGGGGAAACUUAUGAAGGGCAGAUCCAUGGAGAAGGUAUUGCUUGUUUUGAGGGAGGCCAUACCUACAAGGGUACAUUUUCCAAAGGACUUAUAAAUGGAUUUGGUGUCUUCACAUUGGCAAAUGGACUGAAAUAUGAGGGUGAGAUUGUGUGCAACAAGCUAAUGGGCCAGGGCACCUACACCUGGCCAGAUGGCAGCACCUAUACGGGACAUGUCAACAAUGGUAUAAUACAUGGGAUAGGAAGCUUCAAAUGUGCCAAAACCAGUUUAUUAUACAGAGGACAGUGGCAUAUUGGUAAAUGGCAUGGAAAGGGUACUGUGUAUUAUAAUGAGGACCAGACCUCUUGGUACAAAGGAGACUGGGUGUUGAACAGCAUAGAGGGAUGGGGAGAAAGACGCUACCUAUCUGGUAACAUUUAUUCUGGUGAGUGGAGGAACAACAUGAGGCAUGGAGAAGGCACAAUGAGGUGGCUGAAAGAGGGACAGCAGUAUGUUGGGGGAUGGAAGGAUGGUGUCCAGCAUGGUCGAGGCACACAUGUCUGGUUCUUGAUGCGUACAGACAGAUCCCAGUAUCUCCAAAGCAACAAGUACACAGGGGAAUUCUUUCAGGGUCAGAGGCACGGAGAGGGAACCUUUUACUAUGCUGAUGGUGCAGUCUACGAAGGAGAGUGGAAGAACAACAAAAAACAUGGGCAGGGCAAAUUCAUCAGCAAGGAUGGGCGUGUAUUUGAAGGAGAGUUCAUGGAUGAUCAGAUGAUGAUACCUAACUUGAAUGGAGGCAGAGCCCCUACUUCUUUAGGUGCACUCCCUCUGUCAGACUCUACUGUACUUGGGCCAAAUAUGGCUCUGAACAUAGAAAGUCUUCUGAAGAAGAUCCCUAAGAAAACGCAUGCCACUGAGCGCAAACAGGUGGAGUUUGUGGUGCUGCAGCAUGUCACGGAGCUGAGGUCUGUCUACAGUUUCUACAGCAGACUUGGUCAAACCCCCUCCCCAGACAACACCUUCCUGCUGUCCCGCCUGCAGUUCUGGCGCCUGCUGAAAGACUGUCACAUCCAUCAGCAUGGCGUUACUCUACAAGAGAUAGACCACAUUAUCAAUGAAAAGACCAGUUCAGCAGAAAUUCUUUCUCCUUUUACAACCAUGUUGCUUCAUGAGCUCCUCAGCAGUCUGGUGAUUGUGGCCUACCACAUCUACAGUAAAGACAUGAAGUCACAACAGAACCUUCUGGCUGCCUGUUUGUCCAGACUGAUGACAGAUGACAUCCUUCCAAAUGCUAAGAAUGUGACAGGCUUCCUGUUUAAGCAGCCCAACUUUGCAUCGGUGGCUAAGAAAUACAUGAAGAAGUGCUGGGAGGUCUAUCAGACCUUCUGCAGGGUCAACACAGUUUGCAGAGAAGAUAAGACCAUGACCUGCCGACAGCUGCUGUGGAUGUUCAAGGAUCUCCGCCUGUUGGACCACAAUUUUACCACAACACGAUCACUGGAGAUCAUCGCUGCUGAGUGCGGUGACCCCAACAACACGUCCUCCUGUCUGGAUCUAGAGUUAACAUUCCUGGAGUUUUUUGAGAUACUUCUGGGCUGUGCAGAAGUGAAAUGUCAGCAGGUUUCUGAUGCCCUGGAGGAGGACCUGGCUCUCGUCAGGGUUGAUGGUCAGUCCACGAGGAAGCAACCUGAAAUAGAGGCAAAGAAAAAUAUACAGACUACGAGCAACCAUUUCCAAAUGGAAGACGGUUCCACUCCUCGAGAGGUAGUGAGUCAACAUAUGUGGACUGAAGACCACAAGACACCCAAAUCUACAGAAGAAUCCAGACAUGAAGAAAAGGAUGAACAAUCCAGUGGAUUGGAGGCCAAAGACUGUGAAGUGGAUCUUGGGACCCAAAGCGUUAAUCACUUUUUUAACAACUUUUUCUUCCCAGCAUUCCAACAUCACCAAUUAGUGACAAAAAAGAUGAAGAAGCCAUCCCAUGAGGCCAAAAGAGAUAUGGUAGUGCAUUUACAGUAAUUCUCCAGCUCAUUGUUGGAAGUCUGUAUAGAGAGUGAAGAUUUGCAGUACUGUAUUGUCAAACACUGGCUUUAGUCAGCAGGUUGUUUUUUUUACCUGUUGUUACACAACUUUGCAGCCUGAUGUCACUAAAUCCUUUACGGUUUUAAAAUGUUUAAGCAAAGUCAAAGCCAUAUAUUGCACAGCAUCAUCAGAUGGUGUCUAUACCUUUCACCUCCUAUAUUCACCACAUACAUUUGUGCUAUAGCCUGAGUAGUGCUCAGUAAGAUGUGUUUUGUUGCAGGUAUAAGGGUUAUUCGUAGGUGGACUUCGAAUACAUGAUGAUCAGUUUUCAGUAAUUCCUGAAACCUGGUGAACUUGAAGAAAUCUUCUGUUCUGUAAUUGAACCUGUCAGUCUAAA